Molecule: messenger RNA, 2030 nt
Organism: Toxotes jaculatrix (banded archerfish)
Lineage: Eukaryota; Metazoa; Chordata; Actinopteri; Toxotidae
Gene: lancl1
Product: LanC antibiotic synthetase component C-like 1 (bacterial)
Exons: 10
Coding region: 164-1384 (406 amino acids)
Biological process (GO): peptide modification; carbohydrate metabolic process
Cellular component (GO): plasma membrane
Source: RefSeq, a predicted model, not a curated record
CUUUCCGCCGCAGCAGAGGGCAGCAUCGUGCUACCUAAAGCUAAAUUCCCGUCAGAAAACUGUAAAGACGAAGAAGAUUCAUCAUCAACAGUGCAGCACUUGCGAAGAUUAUUUUUUACCUGACCCAGAUAUAAAACAGUGCAGCGUUAACGAGGCUGUGGACAUGGACACAAGAGCCUUGAGGAAUCCAUAUCCAGACUAUGAUGGGAGCCCUGCGUCCACACAGGCGUUGUUUGACUACCAGGGAAAGCUCACUCCAGAGUUCGCCCAGAGGCUGAGCCACAAGGUCUCUGAGCUUUUAGCUGUCAUGGAAAACGGGCUGAGGUCUGCAGAUCCGAGAGAUUGCACCUCUUACACUGGCUGGGCAGGCAUUGCUCUGCUCUACCUGCACCUCCACAGCGUGUUCAAGGAAGACUCCUUCCUUCAGAGAGCCCUGGAGUAUGUCAGCCGCAGCCUGAAGUGUCUGACCCGACGCCACGAUGUCACCUUCCUGUGUGGGGAUGCUGGGCCUCUGGCUGUGGCUGCUGUGGUCUACUAUCGCCUGCAGAGGUGGCAAGAGACUGAUGAGCACAUCAGCGGACUGCUGCAGUAUCACCAGACUGUGGUGAAGGGAUCAGGCGGGCUGCCAGAUGAGCUGCUUUAUGGCCGAGUGGGCUACCUCUACUCCCUUGUCUUCAUCAACCAGCAGCUUGGGCAGGACAGGAUCCCACUGCAGUACAUCCAGCAGGUCAGCCAGGCCGUGCUGGCCUCAGGCGAGCACCUCAGCAGGAAGUUCAGGGUCCAGAACCAGAGCCCUCUGAUGUACGAAUGGUACCAGGAGCAGUAUGUUGGCGCCGCCCACGGACUGGCUGGUAUCUACUACUUCCUCAUGCAGCCGGGCUUCGUCUCUGUGGAGGAGCUUGUACACAGGCUGGUGAAGCCCAGCGUCGACCACGUCUGCCGUCUGAGGUUCCCCUCCGGUAACUACCCUCCCUGUAUCGGGGAUGAUCGAGACCUGCUGGUGCACUGGUGCCACGGAUCGCCAGGGGUGAUCUACAUGCUCCUGCAGGCGUACAAGGUGUUUGGUGUUCCUCAGUACCUGGAGGGCGCUUUGCAGUGUGGAGAAGUGGUGUGGCGGUGGGGUUUGCUGAAAAAGGGCUAUGGGCUGUGUCAUGGUGCAGCAGGUAACGCCUACGCCUUCCUGGCUCUCUACCGGCAAACGCAGGACCCUAAGCACCUUUACAGAGCUUGCAUGUUUGCAGACUGGUGCAUGAACUAUGGUAAACACGGAUGCCGAACACCAGACACUCCCUUCUCACUUUUUGAAGGCAUGGCAGGCACUAUCUAUUUCCUGGCCGACCUUCUGCAGCCAAUGAAAGCGAGGUUCCCGGCCUUUGAGGUGUAAGUGUUGUCUCCCACCCACACCGCGAAAGAAAAUAUGACAAGAAAAAGACCCACACCUCUGCUCUCUGUUGCACUCAUGCAUGGAAACACCGCAUUCAUCUCCAAAAUAUAAUAUUCGGGGACUCGAUGGCUGACUUUUGACUCCUGCUUCAAACAUUAGUGCCGUGUUUUUCCUGCUCUUCUCCGCUGUGAACUUGACGUGUUAUUAACAGGAUUAAUCUUAAACUCACAUCUCGACUGGUAAUUAUCUGAGAGAUAUGUGAAAGGUAAGAGCUUCUCUAGCUGUUUUUUGUUUCUUUGUGUAUAAAUAUAAUUCCUGGUUUAUGAUCUCUUGCUGUUUCUCAUAUCGUGACGUGCUUUAGGGUUUCAGGCCAGGAAAUAAUUUUCAGUUUAAAUUUAGAUUUUGGGAAUAAUAAUCUGUUUUGUUUAUUCUAAAAACUGUAUAUAUCCGGUAUUUAGCAAGUUUAAAAGGAGAUUGAUGCUUGAGUUAGUUUAUUUUCUUUUUCAGAAAAACAUCAACAGCAAAGUUAGUUACAAUGCACUAAAUAUAAUACAGCUGUGCCAUGUGUUAAGGGCUUAACCCCGCAGCACUGAGUGUAAGCUGUUGGCUGUCCUUUGCACUUUCUGGGCAAUAAACCAUGUGUCUU